AGUGAAUGGCAAUUCCAGUUUUGUUGUCAUUGCUAAUCACUUUGCAUUUCGCUUGGAGUUCAAAGGUUUGAUAAUCGGAUCGCAUCGGAUUGGGAACAUGAAAGUGCAGGACAUGGACAAAUGUGCUCCCAGCAGCGACUGGAACGUGCUUUACUGGGUGCUCGGCACGAUCCUGAUGCCGGUGGCUCUUCCACUGGCCCUCAUUAACAUUUGGCAGCGGUUCCAGGCCCAAAAAUACCGGAAUCAAUUGCCCGGAAAGGUUGUGCUCAUCACGGGCGCCAGUUCGGGCCUGGGCGAAUCCUUGGCCCACGUCUUUUACCGCGCUGGAUGCAGGGUCAUUUUGGCGGCACGUCGCACUCAGGAGUUGGAACGGGUUAAAAAGGACCUCCUCGCACUGGAUGUGGAUCCCGCUUAUCCACCGACUGUGCUUCCCCUGGAUCUGGCCGAACUGAAUUCCAUUCCAGAAUUUGUCAACCGGGUGCUGGGCGUGUACAAUCAGGUGGACAUACUCAUCAACAAUGGAGGGAUCAGCGUGAGAGCGGAUGUGGCAUCCACGGCAGUGGAUGUGGAUCUCAAGGUGAUGGUGGUUAACUAUUUUGGCAGCGUCGCUUUAACGAAAGCUCUGCUACCUUCGAUGGUGAAGCGUGGUAGUGGUCACAUCUGCUUCAUUAGCUCCGUUCAGGGUAAAUUUGCUAUCCCCCAGAGAGCUGCCUAUUCCGCCUCGAAACAUGCCAUGCAGGCCUUUGCCGAUUCGCUGCGAGCCGAGGUGGCAAAUAAGAACAUAAACGUGUCCUGCGUGAGUCCUGGCUACAUACGCACCCAGCUCUCCUUAAAUGCUUUGACGGGAUCGGGAAGCAGCUAUGGCAAAAUGGAUGAAACUACGGCCAAAGGCAUGUCGCCCGAUAAACUAGCAGAACGCAUUCUGCAAUGCAUUCUUCGCAAGGAACCGGAAAUUAUUGUCAGCGAGUUCCAGGCCAAGGUUGCCUAUUACCUCCGUCACCUUUGCCCGAGUCUCUACUUCUGGAUCAUGGCCAAGCGCGCCAUCAAACUGGAGAAAGCUGAGAAAAAGUCUACUUAGGCCUAGAGCAUGUUAAGUCAAACGUCCUUAAUUAUUAGUUUCAUUUUUAUUGUUAAUUGAAUUUCGCUUAAAAUGAGGAAAUUAUAAAGUAUCGCAUAUGUGUGUGUUCGGGUUAAAAAUGAGUUACAUUCGUGUUAUUGCCUAACGAUAAGAUUAAUAAAUAAAGUAUUGUAGUAAUCGUAACAUAAAGUACAA
Drosophila erecta is the source of this 1273-nucleotide messenger RNA. Its product is annotated as dehydrogenase/reductase SDR family protein 7-like. Gene Ontology annotation, cellular component: membrane. The transcript has 5 exons. Gene Ontology annotation, molecular function: oxidoreductase activity. The coding region runs from base 98 to 1078 and encodes 326 amino acids. Lineage: Eukaryota; Metazoa; Arthropoda; Insecta; Diptera; Drosophilidae. The record is from RefSeq and is a predicted model, not a curated record.